AUGAAUACACACUUUAAAAAGAAAGCUAAAAGGAAAUGGACGUGGCAAUCACCAGAUGGACACACGCUUAAUGAAAUAGAUUACAUUAUAUCUAAAACGAGCGACAUCUGUUCCGUACAGAAUAGCGAAGUCAACAAAACCUCACACCCAACCGAUCAUAGAAUGGUACGAGCAACACUUUCCAUCUGUAAAACGGAACCGAAAUCAAGAAAAACAUAUAGAAACAGGCAAUCAGGAUACUUACCUAUUGAGUGUGAUCAUUUGAAAAAUUCUUUUAUAGACUUAUUAAAACCUUCUGAAAAUACUAAUGACAUACAACAAACUUAUACGAGUCUGAUCCACACAAUCCAGAAAAACGUUAGUAUGCUGCCAAAGGCUGACAAAACCAGGGCACAAUGGGCAAUAACAGAAGAUAUAAAAAAGUUGAUAACAGAAAAGACCAAGCUUGAAGAAAAAUCAAUAAAAACACAAUAUUAUAAGAAACGACUAAAGAACUUGUACAAAAAAAUCAGGAAACGAAUAAAAACAAACAAAGAAAACUACAAACUACAAAUUUUCGAAGAAGAAUUAGAAAGACGGAGUUCUGUAAAACGAGGAAACAAACGAUUAAACAGCUCCAAAGAGUGUAAACUGACUGUGCAAGAAUGUGAAAUACGACAGGCUAUUCAAUCUUUAAAACCAAUGAAAAGCCCAGGAGAAGACUUUAUAACAAAUGAAACCAUGAAAGUUAUUAUAGAGCCUAUAACACCCAUGUUAACUCGACUAUUUAACGAUAUUAUGAAUCAAGGGAAAAUACCUGAAGAAUGA
Molecule: messenger RNA, 807 nt
Organism: Melitaea cinxia (Glanville fritillary)
Lineage: Eukaryota; Metazoa; Arthropoda; Insecta; Lepidoptera; Nymphalidae
Exons: 2
Coding region: 1-807 (268 amino acids)
Source: RefSeq, a predicted model, not a curated record